Molecule: messenger RNA, 4492 nt
Organism: Sorghum bicolor (sorghum)
Lineage: Eukaryota; Viridiplantae; Streptophyta; Magnoliopsida; Poales; Poaceae
Product: protein piccolo
Exons: 5
Coding region: 72-3755 (1227 amino acids)
Biological process (GO): defense response to other organism
Source: RefSeq, a predicted model, not a curated record
UUGCGCCAUUGCCUGAUCCUAUCACAGCCUCAAACCUCUUCUCGGCUUCCAGCCUCGAGACAGAGACAGCCAUGGCGGAGCCCGGCAAAGAAACUGCUGCUACACCCCCUCCACUGCCGCAAGAAACGGUUCCCCAUGCGCUGGCCGGCGCCGCCGUGGCGGAGCCCAACUUGAAAUUUGACACGCCGUUUUCAGCCUCACAAGACACCGAAACCGCCGGCGGCGGUGCUGCCACACUCGACUCCGCUCUGCCUAAAGCAGAGUCGGCCCACCGGCCUCCGCCGCCGCCGCAAGAGACCGUAGCCAUGGCUGCGGUUGGCGCGCCGGAGCAAACCACGACGGAGGCAGACGCUCAGCAACCUGUGGCAACCAUGCCACAGAAAGCUGCCGCAUUGCCUCCGCCAGCUGAGACACCCGCGCAAGAGAGUGCGGCGCCGGCCGCACCUACGCCGCCGCCACAGAAGCAAGAAAGCGGCGUUCCGGAACGAGCCUCCUCGGUCCACGAGGAGGAGAAGGACGUGGAAAAGGCAAGAGAGGAGAAAGGAGAAGAGAAGCCCGCGCGUCGUCGGUGGCGAUGCCUCCGCGCCGCCGUGUGCUUGCUGUUCCUCCGACCCAAAAGCGAAGAGACGAAGCCGGCGACACCGCCGGGAGACAAGCAGCCGGCGUUAGGGCUGGAAGAGAAGAAGCCGACGCCAGGGGAGAUGGCGCCGCCGCCCCAGAAGGACGGCGGCAGCGCUGUCCGUGUUCCGUCCAAGCCUGAAGCGGGGAAGCGCGAAGGCGAGACGAAGCCGGCGGCACUGGACGGCAAGCGGCCGGAGCCAGGGCAGGAGCAAGGGGCCACAUUGCCUCCGCCAGCUAAGACAUCGUCAGAGCAGACGACGGCGACGGCGGCUGAGGCUGGGGGGGCUGAGAAGCAACGCGCUGCACCAGCACCACAGCAGCCACCGCGGAAGCAAGAAGGCGGCGCUCCGGAACAAGCCCCCUCGGUCCAGGAGGGAGAAGAGAACCCAGCGCGUCGUCGGUGGCGAUGGCUCCAGGCUGCCGUGGGCUUGCUAUUCCUCCGCCCCACAGGCGGCGGAGCCGGAGAGACGAAGCAGCCGGUGUCAAAGAUGGAGGAUAAGAAGCCGACGCCGGGGGAGAUGCCGCUGCCGGUGGACAGCGCUGGCAAGCCUGCAGUGAAGAAGGGCGACAGCGACAUGACGCCGCCGGCGCAGGAUGGAAAGAAGCCGGCGUCCGGGCAGCAACAGCAGAAGAAGCCGAGCCGGAAGCACAGCGCUGGCGCUGCAAGGAAGGAGAAAGACCAAGGCGAACAGAGCAAGGGCCGCCGUGAUGAAACCCAAGCGGGGAAGACAACACCACAGCUCGAAGGGGAGCACCCUUCGCUGAAGAAGUUUCGGAUUGUGGCCACGCUGGUUCAGUUCGCCAUGUCCUUGUACAAAAAGCACCAGCGCCCCCAGUCCCAGUCCCAGUCCCAGUCCCAGGAGGAGGAGAAGCCAGAAACGCCUUCCGGUCCGGGUGGGAAGGAAGACGGCGAGGCGAAGACGGAGGAGAAGCAGCUGGCUUCAGUGCUGGAGGACGAGAAGAAGACGCAGCAUCGGCAGCGGCACCAUCCGAAUUGGCGGCGAGAGGAAGUGCGCCUGGAGCACAUCCUCGAGGAAGCCUUCACAAGGCUUCUUGCGACGGAGUACAACAAGGUGCUGAGCGGCGUGAGGCAGAAGUGCCUCCUUACCUUCUCCGUCUUCGAGCUCGCCUCCGAGGUGAAGAAGCAGGCCAUGAUCUAUUGGUGGGUGGCGGAGUUCCACCUACGGCACCGGAGCGAUCCACCACCGCCUGCAGCGCGGGCUCCUCCUCCUCCUCCUGCUGCUGCUGCUGCAGGUGGCGGCGGAAGAAGUGAUUCGCCGGCGGCGGCGGCGCAGGGUAAAGGCGCAGUCGUCGCUGACAGCAGGGGUGAUGACGCCGAAAGCAUCUUCUUCAUGCUUUCUGAUCACGGCUUCCUGGUGCCGAUAAAGAACUGGUGCAGCAAGGUGAUCCAUGGCUGCCAGGUGAACCCCCUGGUGCACUGGAUGCUGAAGCGCCAGGCGAGGGGCGAUCGCUUCGCCGAGCUGGACGACAAGGGCAGCCCCGCGGACCUGCAACUCAACUCCAGCAUCCUUUGCCUGACAUCAGGCAAUCGUCCCGUGCUGCAGAAGAUGCGCAUGGAAGAUGAGUCACAGCCACAGCCACAGCCACAACAACAGACCAGGAAGAAAGAUGAGCCACGGCCGCAGUCACAGGCCGGGAGAAAAAGCAAGAAGAGCAAGAGCAACAAGGUCGAGGACCAGCAGCAACCGACGACGACGAAAGAUGAGGCACAGGUCGGGAGCAGCAAAUCCAUGGCAGCAGCAGAUAACGCAGCUUCCCACAAGGACGAAGACACAACCCAAGCUAAGGACACUAAGGGAGCACAAAACAUCAAGCCCAGCCCUGAUCAGCUCGAACAUGCUAAUGAGAUUCCACCAUUAUUUAAAGGGAAGCGAGUGAUCCUCAACGUGAAUGCACAUGUGUACCCCAUAUCCAAGUCGGCAUUCUUGAACCUUGCCGAAUGCUUGGUUGUGCUGCAGCUUGGCCGGUGGAAUAAUCUUGACGACAAGACAUACAUGGAGGUGAAUGGACUGGAGUCACAGGAUGCCAUCGGCAAGCUCAAGAACCUCCGAUACCUUGGUCUCCGUGGGCUAUCACGGCUAACGGAGCUCCCAAAAGGUAUCGAGAGCCUUAAGAAACUUGUAAUCCUAGACAUGCGAGGCUGCCAGAACCUAGUCAAAGUGGUGUCAAGUGUCAUCAAGCAAUUGAGACAGCUUACCCAUUUGGAUCUCACUGAGUGCUACAUGUUGGAGCACAUUGGCCAAGGAAUCACAUCCCUCACAGAGUUGCAGGUGUUCAAGGGCUUCGUGUUCGCAACUGGAACACAAGGGAAGAACAAGGCAUGCCGAAUACAAGACCUCAAAAAGUUGAAGAAGCUCCAGAAGCUCACUGUUAGCAUCACCACUGAUGCUAAUGUAGGCAAGGGUGAGAUGGCAGAACUUAAGUACCUCACUAGCCUUCGGAAACUCACAAUUACAUGGAGUGAGAUACCAAGCAUACUGGAGGGUGACAGUGAAAAGGUGAAGAAAAAGCGAGAGGAACUUGUUGAGAGAUGGACCAGCUUUCAGUUGCCAAAAGACCUCAUGAAAUUGGACAUUCGGUGCUACCCCAAGGGGGAGCUAAAACUUGAAAGGCAUGAGAAGCUCGAGAAGCUCUACUUGAGAGGUGGAGACAUGCAAAGGUUUUCCGCAAACAAGUCAGCCUCCAUCAAGACAUUACGUCUGAGGUAUCUCAAGAAGUUCACAAUGGAAUGGCAGGAUAUCUGCUCAGAAUUGAAGAAUAUUGAAUAUGUGGAAAUUGUGCUUAAUAAUCAGGAUGCAAUGCGAGGAAAGGAUAAGAGUGAGCUUGUUACGAAGGAUGCAGAGGAUAAAGAGGUCAAGCGUAUUUAUAAGGAUGUGAUGAAGAUACCGGAUUUUACAUUGGAUGGACAUGGGGUAUGGACUAAGGAUCAGAAGGAAGAGGAUAACAAACAAAAGUUCCUUGCAUCAAACAAAGAUGCCAUGGAAAAGAACAAAGCAUCUGGACCAUCAGAACCAGCUGAAGACUCCAGUACUAAAGAUGCUAGCUCCAUCACAAGUGGUAAUAAGGAUGGAGACAAAGCUGCUACCAAAGAACAAGCAGCCAAAGAAGAAUGAGUAGCAACCCAGGAGGUGCCGUGAUAUAUAGUUGAAGAUAGAUCCAAUUUCCAUUAACUAGAGAGUGUGGUCGAGCUGGCACAGGUAAAGCAAAACCGUGCUAGCUAUGUCAUAUUGAAGCAUCAGCAAUGAAUGUAUCUGUACAUUAUUUUAGUUCAAGCUAAUAUAUGCGGCCAGAUAAUGUAGACAUUUAUAACUAUAAUAAGGGUAGAGAGGUGGUUUCAAAUGCAGGCAGGCAUGCAGCACAUAUGAGAUGUCCAAACCGUUAGGGGCUUCAAGAUGUAACGUUCUGUAUAUGAGACAAAGGCCAUGUUUGGAUACUCUAGGAAGUUAGAGUUAGUUUCUAGCCUAGGACUAGUUCUAAACUAGCUCUAGCUGAAGACGUAUUUGGAUGUAAGGGUUAGAAUAAAAAUAAAUGUGGCGGAUCGGUACGGCAGUGGAUCGGUGCGGCGGAUCGAUCGCUAGAGAAGAGGAUAAGCUCGAUCCCGUGUGGCCCGAGUUGGACAAAAAAGAAUUGAUAUGGCCCAAGCAGAACUAGCCUAAAUAAUCAUCCCUUUAGAGGGAUAGGUUCUUUUUGGUGGACUAGUUGAAAAAAACUAGCUCUAGGCCUCCUGUUUAGUUAUUUUUGGGUUAGUUGAACGUAAACUAGUGCAAUCCUGAAUAACAGUGUACUCUUUUUGUCCGAUAUAAAUAAUACAAUUUUAACAUUUUGCCAUUAUCCAACAAAGAAUGCAAUC